UUAUUAGUCUUUGAUGUUUUCCUUUAGAUCAUUUCAGCGAACAUGUUCGCACUUCGCUAACGUUUUACGAGGCAGUGUGGACUGCGGACCCGGCUUAAGAUGUUGCUAUAUUAGGAAUCAUUUACCACCGCUAAUAUGUUAGGUUUUCUAAAAUCUAGUCUAGUCUAGACUAGAAUAUGAAAUAAUAUAAUUAAUCAUUAUCCCGUAUCUGUUAUAUUCACGGCUAUAGAUAUCUAUAACCACAGACCUGUUAACACAUGUCUAGGACUCUGCUAACAGCUGCUGUUAUCACUUUACUUCACCAACCUUGUUGUGGACUACAGAAUACGGUAUCAACAUCAUCACCAACGUUCGAGGUCUGCGUCUGUCGGUUAUUUUUCAACUUCUAAUUUGUAAUUUGUGGCUUGACGUGUACGUAACACUGUGCUAUCGUAAAUUUUCAAUUACAAUUGACAUUUGACAACGGUUAUAUAUGGAUUCUGUUGAAUAAACUUUGUUCGUUUAUUAUUAUUUACCCAUAAUUAAUCACUAUUUUAAAUAUCAUUAAUUUUAAAAAAUGAAUAAAGAAAGAAGAGUCGGUCGUCGCAGUGUGGUACACAAUUUGGUGAAGCUUACGCCAGAAAACGAAAAUGAUAGAAAAGGACCAAAAAAAGCAUUAUUUGAAAAAAAUAUCGAAGAUGAUUCUACUUUUGCAAUGAGUAGAAGACGAUUAAACCCUUUACACGAGAUAAUUAAUUUUCAAUCAUCAACUAAAUCAAAAAGCCAAGAAAAUCUCCAUACUGAGGGAAUUUUGGGAUCAUCGUCAUCUGCAAAUAACAAUUUGAACUAUAUGGAUGUAUUUAACCAUUAUAAUAAAAUUCCAUUAUCCCCUCCAAAUAGAACAGGUCUCCUUGAAGCAUCAAUGGUGAAAAAUCGCAAGGAAUGUGAAAUUCAUAGGCCUAUACUUCAGUCUGAAGAACUAUUCAACACUCUGAUUGAUUCACCUUGUACGAAGUAUGGAAAAGUUCAGUUUAAUAAUGCAUUAUCAUCUGCAUCAAAAUAUUUAUUAAGUCGCCAUUUAGAAUCGGUAGAAAAAAAUGCAGAUGAAUUUUGUGAAACCCCUACAAACAUUAAUUUGCCUUUACCUACUCAAAUUAAGACGGAUGAAUUCAAAACGCCAUACCUAAUAGAUUUGAAUGAUACGCCGAAACAAGUGAUACCUCAAUUAGAGAAUGAAACUGUAACACAAAGUAUAGAAGAUUUGAUAGAGGAUAUUGAAAAAUUAAAAAAAGAUCAACUUGAAAAUGUUAACAAAAGUAAAUCAGAAUGUUUUAAUAUGCUUAAAUCUAGAUUGAAAGAAAUUGAGCUAGAAAUAGAAAAUCAUUUUCGAACCGUUGAAAAAAAUAUUACUGAAAACCAUGACAAAAUCAUAAAUAUGAUAAAGGAUAAAAAAAAGAAUAGUGUCACUUCUAAAUCAACUGGUGUAGAUGCAGUUAAAGAAGAAACAGUUGUUAAAGAAAAAAACUAUACCAGAAUGACUGGUGCUUUUGGAAUUUUAAAUAAUCUAAAUAAAGACUGUAGCUUUUUGAAAACUCCUAAAACUAAAGGCAAGACUAGGGAAGAAAUGUUAAAUAAAGGAAUUUUAACUCCUGGAACUAUGUCAUUUGUGGUGCAAGAACAAUUAAUGAGUUUAGAUAACAGUCUAUGAGCGUUUUAACAGCCACUAAAAACUUAAUGGGGAGCUGGGAACAUUUGAUGUGAUGUAUUUAUGAUUUUCAUUUAUGUGAUCCAAGUAAAUGUGUAACUGUUUUAUAAACAUACAAUAAAAUAAAAUGUGGGUUAUAAUACAUAUUGUUAUAUUAUAAUAAGUAAAUGAUUUUACAUUAUAAAUUUAGUAACUAUUAUAAAAUAAAUUAAUUUUUGAUAAUUAUAUAAUAUAAUUUAAAUUUAUACUUAAAGAUAGAAGUGC
Adelges cooleyi (spruce gall adelgid) is the source of this 1948-nucleotide messenger RNA. RefSeq lists its product as uncharacterized. The transcript has 4 exons. Bases 557 to 1687 code for a protein of 376 amino acids. NCBI's taxonomy places the organism in Eukaryota, Metazoa, Arthropoda, Insecta, Hemiptera, Adelgidae. The record is from RefSeq and is a predicted model, not a curated record.